Cebus imitator (Panamanian white-faced capuchin) is the source of this 2903-nucleotide messenger RNA. It is a transcript of the gene SUOX, whose product is annotated as sulfite oxidase. Gene Ontology annotation, cellular component: mitochondrion. The transcript has 5 exons. Bases 774 to 2411 code for a protein of 545 amino acids. Gene Ontology annotation, molecular function: molybdenum ion binding; heme binding; molybdopterin cofactor binding. Lineage: Eukaryota; Metazoa; Chordata; Mammalia; Primates; Cebidae. The record is from RefSeq and is a predicted model, not a curated record.
AGAUGGCUAUUCAGUGUUGUUUGUUAACUUUUGUUUGUGGAGAAAUUCGAGUAGCCCAAAGAAUCUCAAAUUCUUGGAACCACUAUUUUAGGUAUUUCCGUUCUUGUUCCUGGAUAUGAGAAUUGAGUGAUUGACCUUGCUUUCCCUAAAAGAUAAACAGGGUAGUUGUUGCAACAGGAUAGAGGUAGGUCUACACUGGGGUAAAAGCAGAGAUCACAGCCAGGAGAAACUUGACUGGAUCCCGAGGCCUCCUCCAGGGUGGGGCGGCAGGGGCGUCUCAAAUCUCCCACCUCUCAGCCCAAGUUUUGGAUUCCUCGUCACCCGCCACACUGCCCGAGCUCCGGACAGACAGACCCCGUGUGCGAGCGUCCCAUUCUUUGUGCUGCGGGGGGCGGGUAAGGGACUCCAGACUGGAGCGAGAGUGACAGCAAAAAGAGCCAGUCUCUUCGAGGCUUCCUGGCAACCUGCCUGUCUUGGCUCCAGGAGGCGGGCACAACAGCUUCGAGGCUACGCUUCCAGCCAAUGGCUGGGGGAUGAGCUAAGGGGCGUGAGUGGGCCUUCACUCCAGCUGGACUUAACAGCCGCUGGCCCCGCCCCUUCGCGAGAACUCUCUGAGCACUGGGCCCGUAUAACAGGAUUGCUGAGGACGCUGGACCCGCAAAAGGCUGUCCCUCCCAAACCUGGGAUUCUGGGCUGAGUUCAUCUGCGAGUCGGCCCUACUUGCACUGCUCCCGUCUAGUACAAGCAGGCUGCUGGCAUUAAGGUCUGCUACUAUGCUGCUGCUGCACAGAGCUAUGGUCCUCAGGCUCCAACAGGCCUGCAGACUCAAGUCAAUCCACUCAAGGCUCUGCAUUCAGGCCUGCUCCACAAAUGAGUCAUUUCAGCCCCAGCGCCCGAGCCUCACCUUCUCUGGUGAUAACGCCAGCACCGGGGGAUGGAGAGUCAUGGGGACCCUAUUAGGUCUUGGUGCAGUGUUGGCCUAUCAGGACCAUCAGUGUAGGGCUGCUCAGGAGUCAACACACAUAUACACUAAGGAGGAAGUGAGUUCCCAUACCAGCCCUGAGACUGGGAUCUGGGUGACUCUGGGCUCUGAGGUCUUUGAUGUCACGGAAUUUGUGGACCUACAUCCAGGGGGGCCAUCAAAGCUGAUGCUAGCAGCUGGGGGUCCCCUAGAGCCCUUCUGGGCCCUCUAUGCUGUUCACAACCAGUCCCAUGUACGUGAGUUACUGGCUCAAUACAAGAUUGGGGAGCUGAACCCUGAAGACAAGGUAGCCCCCACCGUGGAGACCUCUGACCCUUAUGCUGAUGAUCCUGUACGUCAUCCAGCCCUGAAGGUCAACAGCCAGUGCCCCUUUAAUGCAGAGCCCCCGCCUGAGCUGCUGACAGAAAACUACAUCACACCCAACCCUAUCUUCUUCACCCGGAACCAUCUGCCUGUACCUAACGUGGAUCCAGACACCUAUCGCUUACACGUAGUAGGAGCACCUGGGGGUCAGUCACUGUCUCUGUCCCUGGAUGACUUGCACAAGUUUCCCAAGUACGAGAUCACAGUCACUCUGCAGUGUGCUGGCAACCGGCGCUCUGAGAUGACUCAGGUCAAAGAAGUAAAAGGUCUAGAGUGGAGGACAGGAGCCAUCAGCACUGCACGCUGGGGUGGCGCACGGCUCUGUGAUGUGUUAGCCCAGGCUGGCCACCAACUCUGUGAAACUGAGGCCCACGUCUGCUUUGAAGGACUGGACUCAGACCCUACUGGGACUGCCUAUGGAGCAUCCAUCCCUCUGGCUCGGGCCAUGGACCCUGAAGCUGAGGUCCUGCUGGCAUAUGAGAUGAAUGGGCAGCCUCUGCCUCGUGACCAUGGCUUUCCUGUGCGUGUGGUGGUUCCUGGAGUGGUGGGUGCCCGCCAUGUCAAAUGGUUGGGCAGAGUAAGUGUGCAGCCAGAGGAAAGUUACAGCCACUGGCAACGGCGGGAUUACAAAGGCUUCUCUCCAUCUGUGGACUGGGACACUGUCAAUUUUGACUCUGCUCCAUCCAUUCAGGAACUUCCUGUCCAGUCGGCCAUCACAGAGCCCCAGGAUGGAGAGACUGUAGAGUCAGGGGAAGUGACCAUCAAGGGCUAUGCAUGGAGUGGUGGUGGCAGGGCUGUGAUCCGGGUGGAUGUGUCUUUGGAUGGGGGCCUAACCUGGCAGGUGGCUGAGCUGGAUGGAGAGGAACAGCGCCCCAGGAAGGCCUGGGCAUGGCGUCUGUGGCAGUUGCAAGUCCCUGUGCCAGCUGGACAGAAGGAACUGAACAUUGUUUGUAAGGCUGUGGAUGAUGGCUACAAUGUGCAGCCAGACACCGUGGCCCCAAUCUGGAACCUGCGAGGUGUGCUUAGCAAUGCCUGGCAUCGUGUCCACGUCCAUGUCGCCCCAUGAGCAUAGAAAGGAGCCACCUCAACCCCUUUCCCCACCUACUGGCCUCACUGCUUCAGAAAAAUCUUUCCCAUCUCUCAACAUCUUGGAUCACAACUCUGGCCUUCCUAAGCCAUACCCAAGUACACAUAUAGCACAUUUCACCCAGGGACCCUGCCUCUUUGAACAGUAUGUUACAUACCCCUCUUGGCCUUUGAACCUGUGCUGGGAAGUGUGAGCUGUUACAGUAAGGGGCUAGAAGUAAGACAAGUAAUUCUGGAGACAAGCACUAUUUUGUCUUCCUACCCCACCUCCAUUUCUAAUGCCUACUGCCAUCAAGGCCUUGUUUUGCUUUUCAUUUUGGAUUCUUCAGAGAAAUGUGUGUGGCAUGUGUAAGAAAAGUGUAUAUACUAUUUUCUACUGCCUCUCCAGGUUGCCAGAGGGUUGUGAGGAAAGCAAGGGGUCCAACUGUCUCCUUUUAUAGCUCUACUUUUCUAAGAGUCUGUUUAAGAUCAU